Molecule: messenger RNA, 3011 nt
Organism: Lotus japonicus
Lineage: Eukaryota; Viridiplantae; Streptophyta; Magnoliopsida; Fabales; Fabaceae
Product: protein SMAX1-LIKE 3-like
Exons: 3
Coding region: 215-2737 (840 amino acids)
Source: RefSeq, a predicted model, not a curated record
AACCCACACAAUAUAUAUGGUACUAUAAAUUAACCACCAUAGAUAUCUGUAUCUUCCUAAGCUAGUACUACUACUCUUUGUUUUUUUCUACUAUCUUUCAAACCAAGUGAACCUUAGUCAUCCAAAACUCCAUCAUUAAGUCUUGCUCAACCUUUGUAGUUUGUACCAUAUCUCUUUGACUUGUGACUGUUUGAGGAAAUAGCUAUCUGAGAAGAUGAGGGGAGGAAUUUGCAGUAUACAGCUUCAGGCUCUCACACCAGAAGCUGCAACUGUUGUUAAACAAGCUCUUAACCUUGCCAUGAGAAGGGGUCAUGCACAAGUGACUCCUCUUCAUGUUGCAAGUGCCAUGCUUGCAACUUCCACAGGCCUUCUCCGGAAGGCUUGUCUCCAGUGCCACUCUCACCCUCUUCAAUGCAAGGCUCUUGAGCUUUGCUUCAAUGUUGCCUUAAACCGUUUGCCAGCUUCAUCUCCAAGCCCUCUCUUGGGGCCUCAAUAUUCAACUCCUUCACUCUCCAAUGCUUUGGUUGCAGCUUUCAAACGUGCUCAGGCUCACCAAAGGCGCGGAUCCAUUGAGAAUCAGCAGCAACAACAUGUUCUGGCUUUGAAGAUUGAGGUGGAGCAGCUCAUAAUCUCAAUCCUUGAUGAUCCAAGUGUUAGUAGAGUGAUGAGAGAAGCUGGUUUUUCCAGCACCCUUAUUAAAAGUUGGGUUGAAGAACAAGCUCUUCCAGUGGAAGUUUGUUCUCAAAAAGCUCCUAUCAAAGAAAACACCAAGCCUCAAGUUCUUGGCAGUGGUGAUAUCUCAUUCUCUCCAUCUAGACCUUUUGGUCAAGUUGGGGGUUCAUUUAUUAAUAAUGAUGAUGUGACAAGUGUGUUGAGUGAGUUGGUGAAGAGGAAAAGAAACAUGGUUAUUGUGGGGGAGAGUUUGGAUAAUGUUGAGGGAGUAGUUAAGGGAGUGAUGGAGAGGUUUGAGGCAGGGAAUGUUCCUGGAGACUUGAGGUAUGUGCAAUUUGUGAGUCUUCCUCUUAUGUGUUUCAGGAACAUUAGCAAGGAGGAAGUUGAAAAGAAGCUUUAUGAGGUUAGAAGCCUUGUUAAGAGCUAUGUGGUAAGAGGGGUUAUUCUUUAUUUGGGUGAUCUGAAAUGGUUGUUUGAGUUCUGGUCAUUUUUUUGUGAGCAAAAGACAAACUACUACUGUUCUGUGGAGCAUAUGGUGAUGGAGGUUAAAAAAUUGGUCAGUGGGAGUGGGGAGAGUAGUAGAGUUUGGCUUAUGGGGAUUGCAAAUUUGAAAACAUACAUGAAGUGUAUAAAUUGUCACCCUUCCCUUGAAACUAUUUGGGAGCUUCAUCCCUUCACUAUUCCUGUUGGAAGCCUGAGCCUAAGUUUGAAUUUUGACAGUGGUUUUCAAGCUCAGGAGAGAUGCAAAGUAAUUUUCAAGGACAUGCCUUUUGAAGAUAGAGUAGGAGCAAGGAAGAAUCUAACUUGCUGCAGGGAUUGCUCCAUAAAUUUUGAAAAAGAAGCUCAGAGCAUCACUAACAGUGGAAGCAAGAAAAUGUGCAGUGCUAGCUUGCCAACAUGGCUCCAAAAUUGCAAGGAAGAGAGAACUCACAUAAUGGAAGAUCAGGAAAAUGCAGCAAGGCUUAAGGAUCUGUGCAAGAAAUGGAACUCAAUAUGCAAUUCAGUACACAAACAACACCCUUCCAUUCUUGAGAAACCAUUUUUGUUUAUCUCAUCUUGUCCUUCAUCUCCCACUUCUGUUUCCUCACCUGAAGGAAAGCCUAACUUGCAUCAGAACCACCUAAACUGGCCAAUCAUUUCUGAACCAGAAAAAACACUUAAAGAAUGCGAGUUAUACACUGAAGAAGCUGGUGAUGAUUGUUAUGAAAGUAACUUCAUAAUGUUCAUGCCAGACAGAAAUGUCCCUAAACCAGAUCUUUUGUCAAACCCCAAUUCUAGUCCCAACUCAGCUUCUUCAAGUGAAGCAGUGGAAGGUUUAGACAGCACUGAAAUGUUCAAGGAAUUCAAUGCUGAGAAUCACAAGAUUCUCUGUGAUGCCUUGGAGAAGAAGGUUCCUCAGCACAAGGAAAUUAUUGCAGAGAUUGCAAGCACUGUCCUUCAUUGUAGAUCAGGAAUGAAUAAAAGAGCGAAGCAAGAAACUUGGAUGGUCUUUCAGGGUGUGGAUUCUCAGGCCAAAGAGAAUAUCUCAAGGGAGCUAGCAAAAGUUGUUUUUGGCUCUUGUAACAACUUUGUGACUAUUGCUUUGAGCAGUUUCUGUUUCCAAGGAGAUGAUGAUUCCAGUGAUGAGAAAUCCAAAAGGAAAAGGCCAAGAGAUGAGUUGGGAAGCACUUACCUGCAGAGAUUUGGGGAAGCAGCAAAUGAGAACCCCCACAGGGUGUUCUUCAUGGAAGAUUUGGAUCAAGUUGAUUACUUUUCUCAAAAGGGUAUCAAGAAAGCAAUUGAGAGUGGAAGUAUUACACUUCCUUGUGGUGAAUCUGUUCCUCUCAAAGAUGCCAUUGUCAUUUUCAGCUGUGAAAGGUUCAGUUCAGUGUCAAGAUCAUCUCCUGCAAGAAAAUCAUCAUCACCAUCUGGUGAAAGCAAAGGGAAAGAGACCAUGGAUGAUGAAUGUCCCAGCCUCUGUUUGGAUUUGAAUAUAGCCAUUGAAGAUGGUAGUAGAGGUGCUGCUUUAGGUGGAGAUAAUGGUAUCCUAGAGUUAGUUGAUAAGCAAAUUAGUUUUAACUUUUAACAUACAAGAAUUGUGAUAGGAAGGGAAAAAGACAAAUCUUCUAUGUUAAAUUUGGGGUGUUACUUUUUUUCUUCUCUUUAUGUUUUUCACUUCUUGUAUUGUUUCUCAGUUUCAUUUUGUGGGGGGAAAGAAAGACAUGAAUGAAAAGAAAGGUUUAGAUAGAGAUAGUUCUUGAUGUGCAAUUUCAAACUUGGGAGGGAAUGGUAUAGGAUGAUAACUUUGUAUAUAUGUUAAUUAAUGUGCUUUAAUGUAAUUUGGUUCCUCUUUAUCUUCA